AUGCCCGCCAUCAACUUCCCCCGAUCGACCUCAGUCCUGUCUCACAAAACCAUCGGCAAGCGCAGCUGGGCUGGUGAAGAGCCCGGUGUGAUUCUGGAUUUUGUCGUGGUCUUCAUCGUGCUCUGCGGGAUACUGGCGCUUAUUGUCCAAAAAGCAUGGCGAAAUCGUCAGGCUGAGAGGGCGGAAUGGGAGAUAACAGAGAUUAAGGAUUAG
Molecule: messenger RNA, 213 nt
Organism: Aspergillus tubingensis
Lineage: Eukaryota; Fungi; Ascomycota; Eurotiomycetes; Eurotiales; Aspergillaceae
Exons: 1
Coding region: 1-213 (70 amino acids)
Source: RefSeq, a predicted model, not a curated record